AGGGCAUAUUGGUGUAAGAUAUUAUCGAGUCCAGCUUUUUGGUAAAGAACUGACUAGUAUGAUAUACACUGGAGGAAAAUAUGGUGGGCAUAUGGGAGUAGGAGCCGUAAGAUCGCUUGACGUAGUAAUUGAAAGUAUACAUUUACCUUGUUUAGCUUUGGCAUAA
This is a messenger RNA of Funneliformis caledonium, 166 nucleotides long. Lineage: Eukaryota; Fungi; Glomeromycota; Glomeromycetes; Glomerales; Glomeraceae. The record is from the annotation of a GenBank genome assembly.